Pseudozyma hubeiensis SY62 is the source of this 2415-nucleotide messenger RNA. RefSeq lists its product as hypothetical. Gene Ontology annotation, cellular component: Golgi apparatus. The transcript has a single exon. Lineage: Eukaryota; Fungi; Basidiomycota; Ustilaginomycetes; Ustilaginales; Ustilaginaceae. Gene Ontology annotation, biological process: N-glycan processing to lysosome; carbohydrate phosphorylation. The record is from RefSeq and is a predicted model, not a curated record. Bases 1 to 2415 code for a protein of 804 amino acids. Gene Ontology annotation, molecular function: UDP-N-acetylglucosamine-lysosomal-enzyme N-acetylglucosaminephosphotransferase activity.
AUGUCACGAUAUCUUCGGCCGUUGACCGAACCCUCCUCACACAAAUACAGACAGUAUCUUCCCCUCGCGACCAGCACACCAAGAGGAAGCGUCAGUAGCCAAGGUAGUCUAUCCGACACACCGCCAGUAUCUCCCACAUCUGCGGGUCCUUUCCGAGGUCUGUCCAACAAAGCCGGGGUACGUCGAAGGUCUCUUUCAUGGCACGUCAGGCUAUUGGUCUUGCUGCUUGCUUUCGCCUAUGCAGCGCACACUGCUGUCCAACACUUUUUCCGCACUUCACCAGAAGCCUCCGAAGAAGCUAGAACCAAAAUGCUCGACCUCCUCAAUCAGCAGCUCGCAACCUCCUCAUAUAUCCAAAAGACAUUCUCGAGCAAUGCGCCUCAGAAUGCAGCAACGUCAGUACACCGUCUCUUCCACGACAAAUCACCAGGCGUCGCCUCGAGGGAAGUGCUCCCCAUCCGUGCCUACGACGCGCUUAGCGACGAGUGUAUCGAGCACUGGGUCGUACAUCAUCGCUGGGGUGCUGCCUGUCGUAGCACGGAUCUCAGUGAUGGGCUGAAGAUCGACGCGGUUUGGGCCUGGGUGAAUGGCAGCGAUCCUGCGCAAGUGCUAGCCAGGAAUGCGUACAAACCCUCGUCUCCGAUCAAUGUCGACGCUGCACAUCGCUAUACGGAUCACAACGAGCUAUUGUAUUCGAUGAGAUCAGCAUACAAGUCCUUUGGAGCAAAUGCGAUCCGCAAAAUGCAUGUCAUGGCUUCUGCAUAUCCUCUGCCCGAGGAUGCUGUGGAUCAGCUAACAUUGCGGGGCGAAGAUGCACGAAUCAUGAUUGGCCAGGUGCCGUAUUGGCUAAAUACGUCCGCCUCGCUUGUGUCAGAUGACAUGAAGAUCCAAGUCCACCACGAUGCGGCUUACUUUCGUCCGAUGCAGCGCCUCAGCGAUAACCUGCUCACAUCGAAAGAUGUCGAUGCGUGGCGUUCAGAGACGCUCCCCAGUUUCAACAGCCUCGCCGUCGAAUCGCAACUUUUCAACCUUCCCGACGCAUCCUCGGAUCAGCUCGUCUAUCUAAACGACGAUUUCUUCACAAUGGUCUCCAAUGAGGUAUCGGACCUCACUUCUCCGCUCUUUGGUACCGUCGUCAAGAGCGACACGCGCCUCUUCUCCUUCUACCGUCCGUCGGAACAUCCUUUCCAACGACUGUGGAAUCCAGCUGGCGAAGAAGUCGGAAUUAAGCGGGCAGCAUGGAUAUUGGGGCAGAGAUUCUCGAUGCGUACCCUGCCUUACAUUACACAUCAUCCUCGCAGCCUGUCUUUGCCUUUGCUUAAGGAGGCGGCGCAAACAUUUCCCGAUGCGUUUUCAAACACGACGCUAGCAAGAUUCCGAGCGCAAAAGGAGGUUCCCGAUUCGAUCCAAGCCUUCUUCUUGGCCAGCUGGUACAUAGUCGAACGACAUCGAGAGGCUCUGUUAUGGACAUGGGUGGUCGCAAAAUGGGGUGGAGAAGACGGUAGCCUCUCGAGCGAUACGAAGCGAGCAAUGUGGGAAGAGCUCAGCAAGGCAUCAGGAGGAGAUGCGGGGGACAAGAUUGAUGUUCGACGACCGAUUCGUCAGUCCAGAGAUGCUGAUUCGGAAUCCUUUGAACAGGCUGGUGUUCCUGCCCCCAAGAACACGCAAUACUCGUUCUCGUCACAGGAUGGUUAUGCGCUCUCCUAUCUCGACUGGACCUGGCCCUGGGAGCGCACUCGAAACGGAUACCCUGACCUCAGCGGCGGCGAAAACGGAAGCAGCCGCGCGCAUCCUAGAUCGUGGUUUGCCUCUGCAGAGAGCACCUCGCGCAAAGUGUGCCACAUUUCGCUUUCACAGUGUCUCUCACCAAGCAUCGACAACGAGACGGCAGAUGGAUUGUUCAAACGGAUCGCAUUCGAACAGCCGCAAUGUGGCGACUGCUUGGUCGCCGCUCUCCUCAACGCCUCUGGCCGCAAAGGAAUCUCUGCCUUCCUUCCACCCGCCACCGCAACCAUCCGUGUCGACCCCACCUUUUCCGAGGUGAACUCCAAGGCCCACCUUCCACUCACCUCCCAUUGGCAGUCCACAGACUUUUCCCUCUCAUCCAUAUUCCCCCUCGAUCCCUCUGGAUCAUCACUCUCCCUCCGAACGUGGUGCACUCGCCUCAUCCAACGAUACUCGUACGUCCUCGGCUCUACGCCGUCCACGUUCUAUAAGGUGGAAUACGCUUCCCGCCUCCCGCAUCAGCUCCAAGCCGUCGACGACACACUCACCACCGUCACCCCUACAACCUACGUCUGCCUCAACGACGACAUCAAGGAGUCUGAAUCGGGCACAGAGAAGCUCAACUCGAUCAUGCACGAUUGGUUCGCCAGCCACUGGUCCGAAAGGAUUCCUGGCGAGAUUGAUUUGUAG